CUGAGCAUGGAUAGCGUGAGCAGUAGCAGGCAGGAGAGUGACAUUGGCAUCUUGUUGCGACGCCCGUAGGGAGGGGGAAGCGCGAGCGCGCAUGUCAAGCAAGUAGCAACCAGCAACGCGCCGAAGUUGCCAAUACUCCAGCGCCAAACAUGCUCGCAAUCCUUCUUCUCGUACUCAUCGGCCUGCUCAACGAUGCAUCGGCAAGCUCCUUGCCUGCUCCUGCUCGACUCGAGAAGCGAUUCGCCACCUGUGCAUUGUCAGUCACGAUCGGAGGCUUUGGCAUGACUGGAUCGCGCUUCACGCUCGAGGCAAGCAAUGGCAUGAUCUAUGCCGCUGACCUGGUUCCGGGCGAUCCUGGCUUGCUGCCUGUUGCUGCAUUCACGAAUGGCGCCCAACUGCAGCGUUUCCAACAGCAUCUCUACACAAGCACCAUUGUCGCCUUCAGUGGACACGUCAACGGCAUAGUCGUCAAUUUCACCAUUCGCUUGCUUUACAAUAACCUGAACGAAUUUAAGCUCUUCUACGUCACCAAGGCUUCAUUGGAUCAUGUACCGACACUCGACUUUACCGCCGGUAUGUCAUGUGGCGGUCCUGUUUGGCAGCCUUCAGACUUUCAUUGCACCGUCGACAACCUCGAUACUUGCUGAUGUCUGAUCAAUGCAUUCCGCUCUGCGUCAGUGACGCAAUCAGUAUCAAAACGUUUGAUCGUGCAGUGAUGCCUAUAGGGACUCAUUGUCCUACUUCAGAUCCGGGCAGGCCACAAUCAGCGACUUCAGCUAUCAAGCACUCACGAUCUGGGAGACUCUUCUGGAAGGACAGCAGCGUGGAGAGGAAUUCAGGUCGGACGUAGCAGCAGCACCUAGGCAGAAGGUGGAAGCCUCCCGAAC
Molecule: messenger RNA, 887 nt
Organism: Mixia osmundae IAM 14324
Lineage: Eukaryota; Fungi; Basidiomycota; Mixiomycetes; Mixiales; Mixiaceae
Exons: 4
Coding region: 150-647 (165 amino acids)
Source: RefSeq, a predicted model, not a curated record